Messenger RNA from Dichotomopilus funicola, 405 nucleotides. RefSeq lists its product as uncharacterized. The record is from RefSeq and is a predicted model, not a curated record. NCBI's taxonomy places the organism in Eukaryota, Fungi, Ascomycota, Sordariomycetes, Sordariales, Chaetomiaceae. The transcript has 2 exons. The coding region runs from base 1 to 405 and encodes 134 amino acids.
AUGUCCUCCCUUCAACACGGCUCGCAGCCAGCGCCCGCUUCUCAUAUCCCGCGCUUCCUCUGGAGAGUCGAGUCGAGAAGCUCCCGAUACCGCGUCCUGGAGUGCAGCCACUGGGACUCGCAGCAUGUCCACUUUAACCGCGACGAGCUCCGGCCGUGGAUUUCCACCCACAUGGAGUCCCGUCGUGCUUACUACCACGCACCGUUCGUCAUCACUUCCCUCACCGGCUCGCUACUUUGGGCGCUCAACUCUGCGCACCGGAUGUUAAGUCGGGGCGAAGCGGAAGUCAACAUCGUUCCCCUCGAAGCCUGGAGCGCGCUGACGGACCAUAUCUACCCGGCAAAGUCCCUCGCUGCAUGGCUGGAGAUCGAGCCGCCGGGCAUCACCUGGCACGACGAUCCCUAA